CACCCACUCGGGAACUUCCGGCGACGCUCGGCAAGGCCCUCUCACUCCCCCCCCCCCCCCCACCGCAGCUUCGGGUCCCGGCCGAGCCGGAAACAACCGAGCGGAUCCGGAAACAGCCGACAGGACCCGGAAGCAGGCCGCGCCGUCAUCAGGGAGUGCGGGAAUCCGCCGUUUGAGCUGAGGUGAUGGCGGCAGCUGCGCCCGCGGCUCCAGGCGAGGACCGGCGACUGAGACGGCCGAGGGGUGCGCUGGAUCCCUCACUGCAAGAGGGAUCAGAGGUUGAAGGUGAGUCAGGUGAACUCUGCCGGCUUAGGGCCGAGCUGGCAGGUGCCCUGGCAGAAAUGGAGACUAUGAAGGCUGUGGCGGAGGUGAGCGAGAGCACGAAGGCCGAAGCAGUGGCUGCAGUACAGCGGCAAUGCCAAGAAGAGGUGGCAUCGCUGCAAGCCAUCCUGAAAGAGUCCAUCAGCAGCUACGAGGCCCAAAUCACAGCCUUGAAGCAGGAACGGCAGCAGCAGCAACAGAACUGUGAGGAGAAGGAGCGGGAGCUGGGCCACCUCAAGCAGCUGCUCGCCCGCGCCCACCCCCUGGACUCCUUGGAGAAGCAGAUGGAAAAGGCCCACGAGGACUCAGAGAAGCUGCGGGAGAUUGUGCUGCCCAUGGAGCAGGAGAUCCAGGAGCUGAAGGCGAAGCUGCUGAAGGCUGAGGAGCUGAUCCAGGAGAUCCAGAGACGACCCCGGCUGCCCCCUGCUCUACAUAGCUCUGCAGAGACACUGCCGCUGUCCCGAAACCCAUCUCCCCCACUGGAGCCCCUGGAAGAGCUGAGCGGAGAUGGGGGGCCCGCGGCUGAGGCCUUCGCCCACAACUGUGAUGACAGCGCGUCCAUCACCUCCUUCUCGCUGGGAGGGGCCGGCAGCAGCGCCUCCCUGCCCCGUGGACGCCAGGGCCUGAGCCCAGAGCAGGAAGAGACGGCCUCUCUGGUAUCCACUGGCACCCUGGUCCCUGAGGGCAUCUACCUGCCCCCUCCUGGGUACCAGUUGGUGCCAGACACUCAGUGGGAGCAGCUACAGGUGGAGGGGCGGCAGCUGCAGAAGGACCUGGAAACUGUCAGCCGGCAGCGGGAUGAGCUGCAAGAGGGCCUGAGGCGGAGUACCGAGGACUGUGCCAAACAGAUGCAGGUCCUCCUGGCCCAGGUCCAGAACUCAGAGCAGCUGCUCCGGACCCUGCAGGGCACCGUGAGCCAGGCCCAGGAGCGCGUGCAGCUGCAGAUGGCAGAGCUGGCCACCUCCCACAAGUGCCUGCGCCACGAGGUGAAGCGGCUCAAUGAGGAAAACCAAGGGCUCCGGGCUGAGCAGCUGCCAUCCACAGCCCACCCGGACCUAGCGCAGCGCCAGGGCGAGGAGGAGGCACUGCCCAGCUCCGUGCAGGAGCUGCAGCAGCUGGUGCAGUGCACACGGCAGGGGGCGUGGGCCCGGCAGCAGGCACAGGAGCAUGAGGCUGAGCGCCUGCGCAUCGAGAUCGUGACACUGCGGGAGGCGCUGGAGGAGGAGACAGUGGCCAAAGCCAGCCUGGAGGGGCAGCUGAGGGUGCAGCGAGAGGAGGCAGAGGUGCUGGAGGCCUCCCUGUGCAGCCUGAGGACGGAGGUGGAGCGGCUCCAGCAGGAGCACGGCAAGGGCCAGCUCACAGACCUCCUCUCCGAGCAGAGGGCUAAGACACUGCGGCUGCAGGCAGAGCUGGAGACCAGUGAGCAAGUGCAGAGGGACUUUGUGCGCCUCUCCCAGGCCCUCCAGGUGCGCCUGGAGCGGAUACGCCAGGCGGAGACGCUGGAGCAAGUUCGAAGCAUCAUGGAUGAGGCACCUCUGAGGGAUGUCAGGGACAUCAAGGACACCUGAGGGGCCAGGCCAGAAGCCACUGGUCCCUGUCCCCUCCCACCCUAGGGAGGACCUGUCCUUCUCCUCCCAGCCCCCCCGGGGUCUGGGCUGUGGGGCUCAGGAUGCAGUCCACCCUCUCUAGGCCUGGGGGGCGGGGAGGGGGGGAGGCGCACCACCCAGCACCUCCUCCCAGGAUGACCGGCCCUUCUGCUCUCAGGGAUGACGCGUGGGUGAGGCCCAGCCCCCUCCCAGAACCAAAGGUGCAGGCUGACGCCUGCGGCUUUCUGGCUGCCAUGCCGCCUUCUGGGCCCGCUCGCCCUUCCCCCCCUGCCCCUGCCAGGGGGUCUAGGUAGAUGUCUCCUGCAGC
Dipodomys ordii (Ord's kangaroo rat) is the source of this 2235-nucleotide messenger RNA. RefSeq names its product rabaptin, RAB GTPase binding effector protein 2 (gene Rabep2). The coding region runs from base 186 to 1889 and encodes 567 amino acids. Lineage: Eukaryota; Metazoa; Chordata; Mammalia; Rodentia; Heteromyidae. Gene Ontology annotation, biological process: endocytosis. The record is from RefSeq and is a predicted model, not a curated record. Gene Ontology annotation, cellular component: intracellular membrane-bounded organelle. The transcript is spliced from 13 exons. Gene Ontology annotation, molecular function: GTPase activator activity; growth factor activity.